Physeter macrocephalus (sperm whale) is the source of this 6569-nucleotide messenger RNA. RefSeq names its product cytochrome b5 reductase like (gene CYB5R5). Lineage: Eukaryota; Metazoa; Chordata; Mammalia; Artiodactyla; Physeteridae. Bases 333 to 1274 code for a protein of 313 amino acids. The transcript has 7 exons. Gene Ontology annotation, molecular function: cytochrome-b5 reductase activity, acting on NAD(P)H. The record is from RefSeq and is a predicted model, not a curated record.
UUGAUCGCUUACGAGCAAUUGGAGCUUGGGCAGGGCACUUCCUUCUGAGCCUUAAAGUCACUCGCUGUAAAAAUAGCGAUAGAAAUGCCUCAACUAGUGCAUCCGCUCAACACCCGGCGCGCGGUGGGUACGCCGUAAAUGUCCUUGCUUCUCCAGCCCUCCUCACGCGGAGCCUGAGCCUGGCCCUUGCACCACGCCGGCGCCGCACCGACCGCGCUGCACUGCACGCCUCCUCCCCAGCGCCCAAAUCUGGCAAGGGAGCAGGGCCUGGGCCUACUCUGGGAAGAACACCCAGUUGCCCGCACCCCCUGCCUGACCAAGGCCCACUGACAAUGGACAAGGGGGAGGAAGACGACGAUGAGGAAGCCUGGCUGCAGCUUCGGCCGGUGGAGCCCUUGCCCUCCCAGUGCUGCGGCAGUGGCUGCUCACCCUGCGUGUUCGACCUCUACCAGCGAGACCUAGCAAGUUGGGAGGCAGCCCGAGCCAGCAAGGACAGGAGCCUGCUGAGUGGAGAAGAGACACAGAGCUGUCCUUCCAAGCUGACCCCAGAGACCUUCCUAGCCUUCUGCAUCAGUGCCACGGACAGACUCACUAAGGACACCUACCUUGUCCGGUUUGCAUUACCUGGGAACAGCAGGCUCGGCUUGCGGCCUGGCCAGCACCUCAUCCUACGAGGGAUAGUAGAUGGCUUAGAAAUUCAGAGAGCCUAUACGCCCAUCAGCCCUGCCAACGCAAAAGGAUACUUUGAAGUUUUAAUCAAGUGCUACCCGACAGGGCUGAUGUCCCAGUAUGUGGAGUCCUGGAAAGCAGGAGACACGGCUUUCUGGCGAGGACCUUUCGGAGGCUUCUUCUAUAAACCAAACCAGUAUGGUGAGCUCCUCAUGCUGGCUGCUGGCACCGGCCUGGCCCCCAUGGUGCCCAUCCUGCAGAGCAUCACAGACAACGCAGAGGAUGAGACCUUCAUCACCCUGGUCGGCUGCUUCAAGACCUUUGAGGGCAUCUACCUGAAAACCUUCCUCCGGGAGCAGGCUCGUUUCUGGAAUGUCCGCACCUUCUUUGUACUCAGCCAGGAGAACUCCCUAGAGCAGCUUCCCUGGAGUUACCGGGACAAGACCCACUUUGGCCGCCUGGGCCAGGACCUGAUUGAAGAGCUGGUCGGCUCCUGUCGGAGAAAGCCGUUUGCGUUGGUCUGUGGCUCAGCUGAGUUUACCAAGGACGUGGCCGGGUACUUGCUGAGCGCAGGCCUGGCCGAGGACUCCUACUUCCUCUUCUAAGCCUGGCCUCCCUUCUAAAGCUCAGGCCAGGGGCCUGGCACUGGGACGCAGGAAGGGACACAGACUGGAAUCCAAAGACAUGAAAGGAAGACCGCUGCUAACUCUGCAGGUGACCUGGGACAAAUGUCUUUUACCUCUGCACACCUCCGUUUCUCAUCCACCCCACGCGGUUCCUGACUCCCUCAAGCAGGCAUCCUACUGGGAGGAGGGAGAUGGAGCUGUAGGAACCCUGGGGAGGUGAGUAUCCUGCCAGGAGUCAGGGAGGACUCCCUGGAGGGAGCCAGGUCCUGGCUGGGUAGGAGUUGGCAGGAGAAGGACUAGGAGGGGCUUUCCUGGUUCCUCAGCUUCAAGGGUUUGAGAGGGGCUCCCACUGGGCCCUGCCCUGUAAUGCCUGUGCCAAAACCUGCUUUCCCUGGAGAUGUGUGUCUCUUGUGACCUCAGGGCUGGCUCGGGUGAGGUGCUCACUGGUUAGGGAAUGACCAUAGCGGAGGCUAGAGGAGGCACUUGCUGUAUGUACCUCCAGUGCCGUGAGCCUGACACAAUGAAGGUCGUGGGUUCUGUGACCUGACCAUGUCUCAGAACAAGGUGGGGCCCUAGAUUACCUUUGUUCUGGCACCAGGUCUUUUGUGCUGCAAAAGGCUUCACUCUCAGUCUCCUUUUCCUGGCUCAAGAGCCCAGCCCAGAGUCCUUUCCCCAGCAAAAGAGCCGUGAAAGCAAAUGCCCCUCCCUCCUGCAGGCAGCCAGCUCAGCCAUGCCUUCAGCUGCAGCGCCCUGGUGAUGGUUGCUAUGGAGAUCUAAAGAUAGAGCAGGAGUCGGGAGACCUGGGUCCUUCUCCCUGCUCUGCCCACUGAGCUGCUGCUGUUUCUGAGGCACCCACCCCUCCCCUCCACACCCCACCCCCUCCAUCCUUCGUGGGGCAUGCCCUCUGCAGGGAACUUGGCAGUCCUGGGCAGCACACCAGUUAACGAAUUCUGCUUUCUGUAGCCUGGGCUCCAGUAUGCUGUACCAGCUCAGGCUGGCUACAGGCAGUCCCAGAGUUGGAAUAUUAAGCCAUGGAAUCUCAGAAUCAAAGAACCAUAGAAUCGUAGAGUUGGAAUUUUGCAGUCAUAGAAUCACAACCCUCAUCAUAUCAGAGGUUAAAGCUCAGGACUCCAAAAAGCAUCCCAUCUACCAGACUCAUUGUAUCAAUGGGGAAACCAAGGCCCAGCGAGGCCAUGUGACCUGCCCAAGGUAAAACAGUUCAUGGCAAGGCCAGUGUCAGAAGCCAGGUCUCUAAUGUCAGCCCUGUCCUCAGAGUUCUGUACCAGUGAUUUUUUUUUUUUCUUUUCUUUUUUUUUUUUUUUGCGGUACGCGGGCCUCUCACUGUUGCGGCCUCUCCUGUUGUGGGGCACAGGCUCCGGACGCGCAGGCUCAGCGGCCAUGGCUCACGGGCCCAGCUGCUCCGCGGCAUGUGGGAUCUUCCCGGACCGGGGCACGAACCCGUGUCCCCUGCAUCGGCAGGCGGACUCUCAACCACUGCGCCACCAGGGAAGCCCUGUACCAGUGAUUUUUAAACUGGGCUCUGCAGGACACUACAGUUCCUGGCACGAGAGCAGUGAAGGAAUGGCCAGGUGGGAUCUCCAGGCCCCCUACCAACCAGAACAGUUUUGUUUUUAUCCCAUUUAUAUCUUGGAGCUUGGAGUCAUUUUCAUUUGUGAAACAGGGUUUUCCUGCACUGCCCAAAAAGUUGCAACAAAUCUCCUUGCUGUGCCACGUUCAAUAAAUAAUUAUGGCAAGCAGUUGGGGGAUGGUGCCAAAGGUUUCAAACCAAGUUUCACAGACAGAAUUCCAUGGUCAAAUAGAUGUGGGGAAUACUGCAUGUGACCUUCACCAGGAAUCACGUGCACACGAGCAUAUUAAAGCCUCUGAAAAGUCCAGCGGUGAAGAAACGUUUUUCAUUUUGUUUAACCCAGAGUUUCCCAAGCUUAUUUAAUUAGAGAACACUUUGAGACUAGCAUUCCAUGGACUACUUCAGGAAAUGCUGGUCUGUUGCAAAACCUCUUUUCAGCAUAGCAUAAUCAUUGGGGAGGCCCUUCCCUGAGAGGCAGAGGUCCCGAGCAGGAACUGUGAUUUCAUUCGGCCUCUCCUGUGACUUGAGCAAGGCACUUUCUUUCUCAGGGCCUCUGAAUCUAUGCAUCUUCCUCCACCCUUUCUUCUCCCUCCACCCUUUCUUCUCCCUCCACCCUUUCUUCUCCCUCAGUUAGUACGUCCUAUUGAUUCUACUCACAAAUACUCCUGGAGGACCUGUUAGGAGCCAGACUCUUAGGCACUGAAGGAAGAACAAUGAACAAGGUGGGUACAGUUCUGGGAAGCUCCAUUGGGGAGCUUAUAGUCCGACAAGGAAGGCAGAAAUUAGAGUUGUAAUUCUUAAAGGGAUGAGUGUGCUAAAAAGGGAAGUAUGGAGCUCUAGGAGAAUGGAAGGCAAUGCUCUAGCCUGGCCUAGGGGAGGCCAGGACGCACCACUGCACUGAAGGUAGAAGCCUCUCACUCAUAGUUAGGGGUGGUAGGUGGUCCCCACUUAGGGAGUGAGGGGUCUGGGGCAGUUCUUGUCUGUCUGUCUUUUCCCAUUUUAGAUACUUGAUGUUUAGCUAUUUCUUACCAUCCAGUGAUAACCAACAGCCCCUCUUACCCUAGAGUGUGUCACCCUCCCCUUCCCCUCCCUCACUCCGUGUGGGAUCUGUGCGGUCUAGGUGCUGGUGGGGUUCCAUAUGGGACAUUGGUGAAGACCCAGCCACGCCCUUGGUGCCAAGAUGCCGAAGGGCUCAUACCAUCUGGAAACUUGAGAGCUCAUGGCUGGGUCCUGUGCCUCGAAAGAUGAUAAGUGAGUCCAAGAAGGGGACUAGUUGGAGUGUGUGAGCACGAACCUCUUUGAAUCAGGGUGAGGUUCCCAGCUCAGGGUGAGCUGGCCCAUUCCUCCCAUCUCUCCUGGUGAUGCUGUCAGGGUGUUGGUGGCAAAAUCAAUGGCUGCCUUGGUUCCGUCCUCAUCAUGUUUUGCCUGCAACAUUCCCAUCCUCAGCCUCCAACCUCCGGCCUCUCCCCUACACCCCCUUUCACACUGUGGCCAGACCCAUUUUUUUUAAAUUGUAGUGAUAACACUGUGUUGGCCAAAAAGUUGUACGGGUUUUUCCGUAAGAUGUUAUGGACAAACCGGAAUGAACUUUUUGGCCAGCCUAAUACUUAACAUGAGAUCUACCUUCAUAACAAAUGUCUAAGUGUAGGAUACAUUGUUGUUGAGUGUGAGUACAGUGUUGCAGCUCUCCAGAGCUUAUUCAGACUGCUUCUCUUAACACGCAGAUCUGAGCCUAUCACUCCCUUGCUUAAAUCCUUCAGUGGCUCCCUGCUGCCCUCAGGGUACAGCAUGGUGGCUCUGCUUACCUCUCCAGGCUCAUUUUGUCUUAGUCCCCCUCCCCUCAGCUCUUAUGUUCCAAGCACGCUCUCUUGCGUCCUUCAGUCCCUUCACAUCUGCUGCUUCCUCUGCCUGGGCCAGCCUUCCACCCUCCCAUCUUCCACUCACCUAAACCUCCUUGUCUUUAGAGGACUUAGCUUAGUGUUAUUGCCUCUCGGAAGCCCUGCCUGCCUCUAUACUCCAGGCUAGAUUACUGAGCAGAGUCUUGCGCGUCCUUCUGUUGCUGCGCCCAUCAAACUGUCUCUUAUGCAUGUGAGCACAUCAGGGGUCGUCCCUGUUCAUUGUGUCCCCGGCGUGGAAGGGUGCUCAGUACAUCCUGGAUGUCAAACACCUGAAUGAUAAACAGCUGACAUUUCACGGAGUCCUUUACAGGUUGCAAAAGGCUCUUCACCUACACUGAAGCAUGCAGUCGUCACCAAAGUGCAUGCUAUUUUAUUACCCCAAUUUACUGAUGAGGAAACUAAGCUUCUGAGACAUUAAACAAUUCUCCAAGGUCACACAGAGGUACAUGCUGCAAUUGUUAUAAAGGCUGUAUGUGACACGAGGGUGCACCAGGAGACGUGUAUAAAGACUUUCACUGCUGUACUGUUUGAAACCGCAAAGAAUGGAAACUACCUAUAUGUUCAUCGGUAAGAAAAUGGAGAAAUGCACUGUUCUAUGUAGACUCACAGUGGAAUACCAUACAGCAGUUAAAGUGAGUAAACUAGAUUUCCAUGUAUCAACAUAGACUAAAUCCUAAAAACAUAAUAAUUGAGUGAAAACCAAAUUGUAAAAGAAAAGGUACAGUAAGAUAGCCAUAUUUGGAAAGUUUAAAAACACAAAAGAAUACCAAAUGCUCAGGAAGGAGAUUCACCAACUUCAAGGAUAGUGGUGACCUCUGACAGAGAGAAGGGAGGGGGAUGGGGUGGGAUGAGGGCUUUUAUCUGUGUCACUUUACUAUAAAAAUAUCUGAAAUGAAUACAGCAAAGUAUGAUCAUCUGGUAAAUCUGGAUGAUGGGUUCACCAUUGUCUGCUUUAUUAAUGUUCUAUCUUUGUCUGUGUUUGAAAUAGUUCCAUAAUUAGAGAUUUGUUAAAAUAAGAUUAAAUAUGCCUGGUCAAAGUACUUCAGAAACUAGAGGCUUAAAAACAUUCAUUCCUUCUCUCCCACCUCAGGAUAGGUUGUGCCCUUUUAUGCCUCCAAGCUUUUCAGUCUUUCAUUUGAAACUACUGCGAGUACCUACCGUGUGCCCUGAUUAGUCACAACAGUCAGUACUAUAAACCGUGCCCACAGCACCCAUAUUCUGUAGGUAUACAGGGCAAGUAACUUGGCCUCUCUGGGCCUCAGCUUACUUACUCAUCUAUAAAGUGGAGAUGGUACCACCAUCUCCCAGGACUGUGUGAGGAUGAGGGAAACGUAUGUGAUGCCCAAGCACAGUGCCUGGCCGGAGCGAGUGUGAGAACCAGCCCGCUUUCUCUCCUCUCCCUGGAGGCCCUCCCCAGCAGUGCCUGGCUCAUGCUGGCCUCUGGACGACAGCACUUGUUCUCAAACCUUUCACUAUCAAGAACUCCCUUUUUUGGACUUCCCUGGUGGUGCAGUGGUUAAGAAUCCGCCUGCCAAUGCAGGGGACAUGGGUUUGAGCCCUGGUCCGGGAAGAUCCCACGUGCCGCGGGGCUGCUAAGCCCGUGCGCCACAACUACUGAGCCUGCGCUCUAGAGCCCGCGAGCCACAAAUACCGAAGCCCGCGUGCCUGGAGUCCGUGCUCUACAACAAGAGAAGCCACCGCAAUGAGAAGCUCAUGCACCGCAACGAAGAGUAGCCCCCGCUCGCCGCAACUAGAGAAAGCCCGUGCGCAGCAACGAAGACCCAGUGC